GUCUUAGAGGAAGGCCUAGUAUCUCUCAAGGUGCCGUACGCGUACGGAUUCUCAAUCAUUCUUCUCACCAUCAUCGUGAAGGUGGUGACGUUCCCGCUGACGAAGAAGCAGGUGGAGUCGACUCUCGCCAUGCAGAGCCUGGCGCCGCAGCUGAAGGCCAUCCAGGCGCAGUUCGCGGGCGACCAGGAGCGCAUUCAGAUGGAGACCGCCAAGGUUUACCAACGCGCGGGCGUCAACCCUCUUGCAGGCUGCCUCCCCACGCUCGCUACUCUUCCUAUCUUCAUCGGCCUAUACCAGGCCCUCAGUAACGUUGCUAAGGAGGGCGUGCUCACGGAGGGAUUCUUCUGGAUCCCCUCUCUCGCCGGUCCCACGUCUAUCGAUCCCACCGUCGAAGGCUCUGGCAUCUCCUGGCUCUUCCCCUUCAUUGAUGGCGCUCCUCCGCUGGGCUGGGAGGCCACAGCAGCGUAUCUCGUGCUACCAGUGCUGCUGGUGGUGUCACAGGCCCUCUCCAUGCAGAUCAUGCAGCCGCCGCAAACUGAUGACCCGGCAACGCAGCAGAGCCAGGCUAUCCUCAAGUUCCUGCCGCUCAUGAUCGGCUGGUUCUCCCUCACGGUGCCCUCCGGCCUCUCCCUCUACUGGUUUGUGAACAACGUGCUGAGCACAGCACAGACGGUCUACCUGCGCAAGAUGGGAGGAGCGGCGAUGCCAGCAGCAGCAGCAGCAGGGGUGGUGGGGGCCGACGGGGUCAUUGACGUGGGACUCGUGGAGCCCUCUGCACCGCCCAGCACCACUGCGUCUGCUGUGUCUGCUGCUGUGGCGGCACCAGCAGUGCCGGCGCCGUCGUCGCCUGCUGGGGCUGCACCCAAGUUGCUGAGCAAGGAGGAGGAGGAGAAAGAGAGUGCCCGCGCUGAAAGGUUCCGGAAGCGCAAGGAGGCAGAGGCGGCAAAGCGGGCGGGAAAGGCAGUGGGGGAUGAGGGGGGAGGAGCUGCUGCAGCAGUCGGUUUGGAUGAUGACAAGGAGAGGGAACGGGCAGAGAGGUUUCGGAAGCGGAAGGAGGAAGAGAAUGCAAGACGUGCAGCCAAGGCAGCAGCAGAGCAAGCGGUGAAACCAGCUGCAUCUUUGCAGUCUGAGGCGCAAGUACCAGUUGUUGAGGCUGUUGUCUUGCCACCAAGUGAAAAAAGAGAAGAAAAUGAAUCGCGGAAGGAAGAGGUCGUCAUUGUUGAAGUCGUAGAGGAAUCUUCAGUAAAACCUUCGUCUCCAGAUGCCGUUCGAAUCGCGUUCUACUCGUCGCCAUGCGACCCGUCCCCUUCAGUCGUCGACGAGUUUAUCCAAUUCCUCUUCGCGGCUCUCCUCCUCGCUCGAGCUGCUUGCGGCGUCGCUGCAAUCUGGCUGUUACACGUGGCGAGGCUCUCUUUCCGCCACGUGUCAUUCGACCGCAAACCUUCCGAUCCUCGCGCUACUGAUGGACAAAGCGACUACUUGAGAGCAGAAUCCGCGAAGGUGUCUUCUGUGCCUGCUGAACCGCCUCAAGAUAAGCCGGUGGACGCGAUAAGAACAACCAGCACUGAUGACGUCACCAUGAUUGCUAAUAAAGCGGAUGACGUCACUUUCAGUCUGGAGAUUCCCGUUGGUAGCAGGGAAGAUGGCAUCAGGCCGUGCUGCAGCAGCGAACGCGGGAUGGCCUCUGAAGGGCAGGAGUUUCUCCAGGUGCUUUCAGCGGAGGUGAUUCAGGUGGUUUCAGCAGAAGUGGUAAAGAUGCGGGAGGAGCUGGUGGAGGUCGUAUCUGGCGUGGUUGAGGGGAGGAGUGAAAAUGCGGAGAGGAAAGGGAGAAGGGAGAGUACGGAGAAUAAGACGAUGGUAGAGGGGGACGACAAACAGGAGGAGGUGAGUGGAAAGGGAGAGGAGGACGAGGGGGAAAAACGCGACGGAAUGGAGGAGAUUAAUAGGACAGCGGAAUUGGCAAGGGAGAAGGAGGAAGAGGAGCGAAAGUUGGAGGAAGAGAGGAGGAAACGGGAGAGGGAGCAAGAGAGGGAGCGGCAAGAGAGGGCGGAAGAGAGGGCGGCGUUGGUGGGUGAGCUGGUUGAGAGACUCUCGGCGUUGUUGACGCAGAGCAAGCAGGGAGAUUCGAAGCUGCAGCAGCGGGUGCCUCAGAAGCAGCCGGAGCAGGAGCAGGAGCAACGCACAGGAGCACGGCAGCAGCAACAGCAGCAAUCGGAAGACGAGGUAAGAGAGGAAGGGGAGAAGGAGCAGGAAGAGGAGCAGCAGCAGAAGCAGCAGCAGCAGAAGGAAGCGGACGCGAAGGAGGAGCAGCAGCAUCAACAGGAACAACAGGAGGAAGAGGAGGUAAAAGAGGUGAAGCAGAAGCAGGAGCAGGAGGAUUUGGUCCAGAGAGUAAUGCAGGAGUGGGGGAAGGAGAGAGAGGCGUGGCUGCAACGAGUGGAGCAGCUGGUGACUGUAACGAAGGUGACUGAACUGAGAGAACUCGGGCGGGAGUUGGCGCAGCAGGUUCUGGAGGGGAGAGAGGGGGAGAAGGAGAGAGGUGGGGAGAGAGAGAAGGAGAGGGAGAGGGAGAGGGAGAGGGAGAGGGAGAGGGAGAGGGAGGGGGAGAGGGAGAGGGUGGAGGAGAGGGAGGAGGAGUAUGAGGGGUUGGCAAAGAGAGUGGUGGAGCAUUUGAAGAGAGACGAGGAGGAGAGGAGAGGGGAGAGGAGGGAAGAGUUGGUAAGUGCGCUUCUGGGUGCGUGGGGGAAGGAGAGGAAGGAGAUGGAAGGGGAGUGGAGGAGAGGCAGGGGGGAGAGGGCAGAGGAGGGGAGCGUUUCUGGACACCUACAGAGCGAUGUUCAGGCAGAUGGGGACAAAGAAGCCCAGUGGGCUGAACAGCAGACCGCGUCUGAAGGUGCUGAGGCGGAUGUGAUCAUAGCGAGAGAAAAGGGAGGUGCGAUUAUAACGGAGGGAGGUAUAGGAGGGGAUUGCACGAGUACAGAAGGAGACGGAGCUGGUACACAGGAUUGCGUGAUUAUAGAGGAAGGAGAUGUAUCAGGAGAGGUGGGUGACACUGCAGAAAGUGGGACUGUAGCGGAAGGAUGUGUAGCAGAAACUGCAGAAUCUGUGACUGUAACGGAUGGUGCUACAGAACUAGAAGGCAUGAGUGCUCGGCGCGGCCUUGUCCUUCCGACCCUCCACCUGCCACUAGAACGACGCAGGGUACCUGGGAGGACACCUGGGCGAACACCUGGGAGAACACCUGGGAAGGGGUCAGGGAGGGGAGGACAGUGGAUGGGAGGAGCGGAGCUUAUUUCACCUGGCGCUGCUGCUUCUUCUGCUGGCGGUGGUGCUGCUGCUGGUGCUGGUGCUGCCGGUGCUGCUGGUAGUGGUGGUGGGUUGAAGGGCGAUAGGGGCGUGCGGUUGAGGGUGGCUGGACGGCGGUCGUUCAGGCACAUGACUGAGGCCUCUCUCUUCAAUCUGCUGGCUGGGUUCAUGGCGAGACACGGGGGUAGCAGAGAAGAGCACGAAGAGGAGGAGGAGACGGAGGAGGUGGAAGAGGAGGAAAGCGGGCAGGGGAAGGAGAAGGGGGGGAUGGUGAAGGGGGAAGGGGAGAGGAGGCGCAGUGGAGAGGAGGAGAGGAGGAGGAGAAUGGUAAGGCAGAUGAGCUCAGUGAGAGAGGAAGGGGAGGAAGAGAAGGGACACCAAGGGGAAGCGAGGUCGACUGGGGAACGGGGGACGAACGCUGGGAGUACGGAGGGCGAAGGCGGGACGCUGUGUGUAGGUUCUCCUGAGAAUGCCAAAGGACGAGAGGGAGAAGAUGGGGAAACAGAGGUGACGGCCCUGUCGACUUUGGAAGCAGCAGCAGCAACAGCAUGUGGUGGUGGUGCUGCUGAGCAUGGGGAAGGGGGGUUGGAGAGGAGAGGCAGCAAGGCGGGGGAGAAAGGGGAGGAGGAGGAAGAGGAGGAAGGGGGACAAAGGCGGAAACUGCAGUUUCUCGCAUCGACUGAGAAUGAGAUUCCAGAGCCAGAGCGGGAGCAGGAGGAACAAGAGGAGCAGAUGGGGCAGGAGGAGCAGGUGGGACAGGAGGAGCAGGCGGAGCAGGGGUUGCAUUAUGAGGUGAAGGACGAGAGAGAGAAGGGCAAGGGCAUGGAGGGGGAGGAGAAGGAAGAGGAGGUGAUUGAUCGGGCAAAUUUCCUCAAGAUUCUCAAGCAGCAUCAGCGGCAGCUGAAGCGACAGCUGCAGCAGCAGGCCGAGGAGAAUCGCAGAGGCCACGGGAGGAGGGGAAGAAACGGGGAUUUGGAGGGGGAGGGGGAGGGAGACGAGAGGGAAGCGGACGAGGAGGAGGAGGAAGGGGAAGAAAGGGACGAGUUUGAGGAUGAGGAUGAUUUAGCUGUGUUGCGCCGGGCGCUGGAGAAUGAAAUGGAGUUGACAACCACCAUCGCUGCGGAUACGACCACCAUUCGCUCUCUCGACUGGGACCGCGACCGUUUUGAUAUCGAGUUCGGUCUCCUCAAGGGUACCACCUACAACUCCUUCCUAAUCCGCGGCGCCAACAAGGUCGCUCUGAUCGACGCGUCGCACGAGAAGUUCCGCGAGCUCUACCUCUCCGCGCUUAAAGCCGAGAUCGACAUCAAAGACAUCGAUUACGUCAUCGCGAACCACACAGAACCGGACCACAGCGGUCUGAUCCGAGACCUAAUCGAACUGAACCCGAAUAUAACCGUCGUCGGGUCCAAAGUGUGCAUUAUGUUUCUGCAGAAUCUAGUCUUAAAGCCGUUUAAGAGCCUCGUGGCGCAGCCGGGAAAGAUUCUGGAUCUGGGCGGCGGCCACGAGCUGGAUUUUAUCAUGGCGCCGAACCUGCACUGGCCUGAUACCAUGUUCACAUUCGAUAAAGGCACGGGCGUUAUGUUCACGUGCGACGCGUUCGGCAGCCACUACUGCUCCGAGAAGGUGCGCGGCUUCGCAGAGGGUGGGGAACGGUGGGGGAAAUGGGGAAGGUUCAAGCGGGGAACGUGGGGGAAGGUGGGGGAAGGUGGGGAGAAGAGGGGAACGCGGUCACAGAGUGUACGACGAGGAUUUGAGCGAGCUGGAGCAGCACUACCGCUUCUAUCACCGCACUACCGCUUCUAUCACCUCUCUGCAUCACCUUCUUCUUACCGUGGCUGCUUCGUGUACGACGAGGAUCUGAGCGAGUUGGAGCCGCACUACCGCUUCUACUACGACUGCCUCAUGAAGCCCAACUCGCGCUCCGUCCUCACUGCGCUCCGCAAGGUCGCCAGUGCGGGGUGGGAGUUCUCGGAGAUCGCAGUGGGGCACGGCCCUCUGCUGCGCUACAACGUGCCAGAGCUCACGCUCAAGUACGAGCAGUGGAGCAAGGCCGCCAUCGAGAAGCAGAAGCGUCAUCUGUUUUCCCCACCUGCAACUCCCUUCACCCCGUCCAUAGCGGUGCUGUACGUGAGCGACUACGGGUACAGCGACCGCCUGUCGCAGAGCGUGGCGAGGGGCAUCACCAUUUUUCUCCUCGUCUGUGCACCCUCUCUUCCCCCGCCCUCCUCCCCCCUCUUCCCAGUCGUCCAUAGCAGUGCUGUACGUGAGCGACUACGGUCGUCCAUAGCGGUGCUGUAUGUGAGCGACUACGGGUACAGCGACCGCCUCUCACAGUGCAUCGCGCGCGGCAUCACCAAGGCGGGGGCGGGCGUGGAGAUGAUGGACCUCAAGGCCUCCGACACACAGGAGCUCGUGGAGUGCAUCGGCCGCAACGUCGCUGUCGUGCUCAUGAUGCCCCCCACCUCCGGUCCUGCUGCCGCUGCUGUCGCACCCCUGGUUGCUGGGAUCAAGACGAAGCAGGUGGGUGGGAGGGGAAGAGGGGCGGGCGUGGAGAUGAUGGACCUCAAGGCCUCCGACACACAGGAGCUCGUGGAGUGCAUCGGCCGCAACGCCGCUGUCGUGCUCAUGAUGCCCCCCACCUCCGGUCCUGCUGCCGCUGCUGUCGCACCCCUGGUUGCUGGGAUCAAGACGAAGCAGGUGGGUGGGAGGGGAAGAGGGGCGGGCGUGGAGAUGAUGGACCUCAAGGCCUCCGACACGCAGGAGCUCGUGGAGUGCAUCGGCCGCAACGCCGCUGUCGUGCUCAUGAUGCCCCCCACCUCCGGCCCUGCCUCCGCUGCCGUCGCGCCUCUUGUCGCUGGCAUCAAAACCAAGCAGGUGGGCGGGAGGGAAAAGGGGGCGGGCGUGGAGAUGAUGGACCUCAAGGCCUCCGACACUCAGGAGCUCGUGGAGUGCAUCGGCCGCAACGCCGCUGUCGUGCUCAUGAUGCCCCCCACCUCCGGCCCUGCCGCUGCUGCUGUCGCACCCCUGCUGGCUGGGAUCAAGACCAAGCAGUCCGUGCUCCUGUGUGAGUCGUACGGAGGGGAUGAUGAGCCGAUCGACACGCUCAUGUACAAGUUCAACGACCGCGGAGUCAAGAUGCCCCUUGAGCCCCUUCGCAUCAAGGAGCCGCCCACUGAAGCUGUCUACCAGCUGUUUGGGGAGGCGGGCACCGACUUGGGGCAGGGGCUGACACAAGAGGUGCUGUUUGAGGAGGCAGGCACGGAUCUGGGGCAGGGGCUGACGCAGAAGGCGCUGUUUGAGGAGGCGGGCACUGACUUGGGGCAGGGGCUGACACAGAAGGCGGUGAGGGAUGAGACGAGGCGCAGCAUGCCCCUGGCGGUGGCGAAGGCCAUUGCACGCGUGUCAGGAGGGCUGUACGUGGUGACUGCAAUCAAAGGGGCGUCCAAGGGUGCUAUGAUCGCCUCCUGGGUCUCCCAGGCGAGCUUCAAGCCAUUGGGUAUCACCAUAGCUGUGGCCAAGGAUAGAGCCAUUGAGUCGCUCAUGCAGGUGGGCGACUCCUUUGUGCUCAACUGCCUGGAGGAGGGCAACUUCGCUCCUCUUAUGAAGCACUUCCUCAAGCGCUUCCCCCCUGGCGCUGAUCGCUUCGAGGGCGUUGACUGGGACCCAGCCAGCAACGGGUCGCCUGUGCUGGCAGGAUCCCUGGCAUUCCUGGAGUGCACUGUGGUGAGCCGCAUGGAGACCAACGACCACUGGAUCACGUAUGCCGAGGUCACUGCAGGGAAGGUGUCCAAGCCUGAGGGUCGCACUGCUUCUCACCACCGCAAGUUGGGUGAUUAUUAUUAA
Molecule: messenger RNA, 7152 nt
Organism: Closterium sp. Naga37s-1
Lineage: Eukaryota; Viridiplantae; Streptophyta; Zygnematophyceae; Desmidiales; Closteriaceae
Source: the annotation of a GenBank genome assembly